AUGUCGUUGCUAGGUGUGGUCGCGUUGUUAAUACUGGUUGGAACAUCGGUUUCAGCUGAGCAAUCGCUAUCUCAAAAAGCCGGUUCUAGGAUCGUGUCAGGAUGGGAAGCCCGCGAUGGGCAGUUCCCUUACAUGCUGUACCUCCGUUCCGUGGAUGUCCACGGGCGCAUUUCCGCCUGCGGGGGCUCCAUCAUCCACCACAAGUGGGGCAUGACGUCUGCUAGAUGCAUCGCCAGACGCGUAGUGAUUAUGCUCUGGGCGGGAAUGGUGGACCUGAGCCGGCCCCGCGUCUACAUCGAGACCGCUUCAUACUUCACGGCCCCCGAGUACAUGGAUGACCUGCAUCAACUCACCCAACCGCACGACAUCGGGCUGGUUGGGUUCAAUCGGCAUCUUGAAUACAGUCAAUUCAUUCAGCCCAUCAGAUUGAUGCGUUCCGCUGAUAUGAACAAGGAGUACGCGGGUGUGAAGAUGACGACCAGUGGCUGGGGUACAGACUGGACGAACGGGAACCCUACGCAAAUAUUAAACUUCGUGUACCUGAGGGGAGUGAAUAACUUCGUGUGCGCGCUUUGGUUACAAAGCUCGUUCCACGUGAGGGAGUCCACCAUUUGCGCCGGUCCAUACAACGUUACGAGUCAAGGGAUAUGUUCGGGCGACAGCGGCGUGCCCCUGAUCCUAUUGGAGGAGGAUGGCCAGCUCACCCAGGUCGGAGUCGGCUCGUUCGUCUCAUCGUUCGGGUGCCACGUCGGUCUACCUAAUGCGUUCGUGAGGCCGGGCCAUUAUCACGACUGGAUCCGCGCGGUCACCGGCAUCCAGUUCGACUGGUGAAUGGGAGCGUCCUUGGAAAUGCCGACAUCGCGGUCCAUGGACAGCAGUAGCGGGACUCGAUCGGUGGCUUUUAACGAAAAGCGUCGAAUUAAAUUUAAUUA
Messenger RNA from Bombyx mandarina (wild silkworm), 932 nucleotides. Its product is annotated as epithelial serine protease. Gene Ontology annotation, molecular function: serine-type endopeptidase activity. Gene Ontology annotation, biological process: proteolysis. NCBI's taxonomy places the organism in Eukaryota, Metazoa, Arthropoda, Insecta, Lepidoptera, Bombycidae. The record is from RefSeq and is a predicted model, not a curated record.